AUGCAGGAGACCAAUGUAACAUCAGAAUUUAUCCUCCUGGGAUUUCAAAAUGACAAAAGCAUUAGGAAUUUUCUCUUCUUCCUCCUUCUUUUGAUCUACUGCCUUACUAUAUGUGGAAAUCUUCUGAUCAUCGUGCUGGUGUCCUACUGCCAGAACCUUCAAUGUCCCAUGUACAUCUUCCUCACCCAGCUCUCUAUGAAUGAUAUUCUGUUAUCCACAGAUAUUGUGCCAAACAUGCUUCAUACUAUAGUCAAUAUACAUGGGACAAUCACAUUUAUGGGCUGCAUCACUCAGUUGUAUUUUUUCAGUGCUUCAGAAACAUUGGAGUGUUUUCUUCUCAUGGUAAUGUCCUACGACCGCUAUUUGGCCAUCUGUGACCCAUUGCAUUAUGGUUCCAUAAUGAAAAUUUCUUUUAGUUUGAAGUUAGCAGCUGUCUCUUGGGUAUUAAGUUUUUCUCUUAUACUGAUUGACAUUUUGACCAUAUCUAAUUUACAAUUUUGUGGAUCCAAUAUCAUUGAUCAUUUUUUCUGUGAUCUUGCUCCACUACUUGAACUUUCCUGUUCAGAAACCUACAUUGUUCAGAUCGAAGUAAUCUUACUAAGUGUCCCUGUGAUCAUUGUUCCUUGCUUAGUUAUUUUAGCAUCCUAUAUUCACAUUAUUAUAACCGUAACACGAAUUCCAUCUAAUAUAGAUAGGCAGAAGGUCUUCUCUACAUGCAUUUCUCAUCUAACUGUGGUCUCCAUAUUUUAUGGAACUCUUUUCACUGUCUAUACUCUGCCAACCAGGGGACAAUCAUCUCACCUAGCUAAGGCUCUGUCCCUUUUGUACACAGUGGGGACCCCUUUGAUGAACCCUAUUAUAUAUAGUCUGAGGAAUAAGGACAUCAAGAAAGCUUUAAAAAAAAUGCUGAAGUAG
Nanorana parkeri is the source of this 915-nucleotide messenger RNA. Its product is annotated as olfactory receptor 11L1-like. NCBI's taxonomy places the organism in Eukaryota, Metazoa, Chordata, Amphibia, Anura, Dicroglossidae. Gene Ontology annotation, molecular function: olfactory receptor activity; G protein-coupled receptor activity. The record is from RefSeq and is a predicted model, not a curated record. The transcript has 2 exons. Gene Ontology annotation, cellular component: membrane. Bases 1 to 915 code for a protein of 304 amino acids. Gene Ontology annotation, biological process: G protein-coupled receptor signaling pathway.